GAGCCUCGUUGCAUCCUUCUCCUUCCGAGGGUAUACAUAUGGAUGCGUUCGCACGAGAAAUUUUGUAACGGUCUCCCCUCCCCUCCUCCUCCAUCUCUUGCCGCCUCCCUUGCUCAACGCCCUCCGCGCGUAUCUUUUCCUCACUCAUUGUUCCGCCUAUCCUCCUCCCGUCCUUACGCAAACUCCCAUGACACGACGCGACCCAACUAGCUCUUCUCCAGAGUCCUCCCGCCUGCACCGCGCUGCGCUCACAGGCGAUGAAACGAGCGCCCGUCGCGCGCUGCGCGCAGGUGCCGACGUCAAUGCACGCGACUCGAUGAACCGAACGGCGCUCAUGUGCGCCAUCGCGGGCGACAACUGGCAGCAGGCCGACGCGUCGAACGCGUCUGGCUCCCAUUGUGGCCGUCUGGGCAUAUUGCGAACGCUCCUGCUCGACGCCCACAUCUCCCUCGUGACCUUGAACGCGCCGCAGAGUGCUUAUCGCGGUGUCACGCCGCUGGGGAUGGCCGCGUGGCUGAACCAGGCCGAUGCCGUGCGCAUUCUGCUCGAGGAGAGCUCCGAGUCCGUCGCGGUCGACGCAACGGACGUGCAUGGCGCUACGCCGCUUAUGUAUGCCGCGAGAGAUGGCCGAGUGGAAGUGGUGCAGAUGCUCCUUCGCCACGGUGCCUUUCCGGACCUGGGUGAUGCCCACCACAGGACGGCCGUACAAUUUGCACUUCGAUUCCCCCAGAUCGUGUGGUUGUGUGAGUCGACGUUACGGCGGAUGCGACUGCGGUCAUCCAGCUCCUUGCCAAAACAGUUACUCCGCUCCGCUCUUCCUACAUCGCGCAUUCUCGAACCUCCGGCGCUGUCAUCCUUUGGAUCCAUUACCCGGAUCACCGACACUCUCAUUCACGCUGUUACGUCCUCUGAUGUCCCCACACUGCAUUCCAUUCUGUAUCCGUCCGUAUCGUCGCAUACGGAUUCCCACACAACACCUGUACUUGUAAAUCUCCCGGACUCGGAUGGAUGGAGCGCCAUCCACCAUUGUGCGGCUGCCGAGCAGCCGUCAGCGCUCGUCUUCAAUGCUCUCUACUGCGCUGGCGCAGUCCCGCUUUUCACAGCGCACGAGCAGUGGACACCGCUGCACUGCUUUGCGCAGGCAUCGAGAAGCCCGCCCAGCGUUCAUCUGCGAGCGCAGUGGAGCUCGGCACUGGCCCAAUUCGUCUGUCUGCUCCUCCAAGACUUGCGUGUGCCGCUUGCUGCUCGGGACGGAGACGACGAAACAUGCAUCCACUUGGCGGCUGAGCAUGGCUCCUGUAUCGAGGUGCUGGCACUGCUGUUGGAGUGCGAUGCAUCGAAGACAGUGCGGGAUAUGCGCAACUCACGCGGUUUGACCGCGUUGGAAGUGUGCAGGCCCGAGUUUCGGCAUGCGUUUGGCACCGAGCUCGAGAGUCUGCGAUCGCCUUCAGCUCUAUCGACGUACACCAUUCGCGCAUCUCCGUCUGCGGUAUCGCUGUCGUCCUUCGCAACCGACGUCGAGGAGACAGAAGAUGCGUCCGUGCUCGACAACAUCGACAUAUCCGCAUCCUCCGAACAGCUUCUUGCCAAUCUGCGGUUGACAUCGCCCAUGGAGAAACAGAAUCCAUCGCCAUUCCACAUCGGGUUGAUGGAGAAUCUCCUCCGGGAAGCGGGUGAUCUGACGGCCGUCGUGUGCUCUCACUAUCGGACGAUGGCGGCCGAGGCCCGGAAGGACGUCAGUGCACUGCGGGAGAACGCAGGAAAGGUGCAGCGCUUUGUCGACGGUCUUGCUCAGGACAUCGGGCGGGAGAUUCUGAGCAAGGGCUUAGUGCCCAUCCCUCCUCGCAGACGGGGCGAUCGCGGUUCCGAGGACUCGCAAAACACAGCGGUGGAUUGUGCCCCCCAAUCGCCGCUAACAGAGGAUCAGGCCCUGCCCGUCCCGUUCCCCGCCCUCCCGGAAAUCACGUCGGAGCCGGCUAAAAGGACGACGGGACCGAUGAAGCUCAAAGCGUGGAUGAAACGGAAGCUGUUCGCCGAAGCGAUUACGGCUGCGACGAUGCCUCCGUCGCCACGAUCCCCAUUGGAGGUGAUCAUGGAGGACCAGGACUCGGACUGCCACUCCGUGCGCCGGAUUGUCACGGUGGAUGUGGACGUGUCUGCCGAGGAGUGGAGCAAUGGGCUGCUGCGGACUUCGUAUGGGACGCUUCAGGCCGCGAAUCGGGAUUUGGAGCGAAUCCGGGAGUGCAUCAGCUCUGCGGAGCACUUCAUUGAUGUCGUGGAGCGGUGUACGGCACGGACGGAACGGGCGGUGGACAGAGCUGUCAAGAAACGACAAGCCUUCGUAGCCGAAUCGAAGCACCACUCGGCGGAGGACGACCUGUUCGUGCGGCCGGCGCUGCUGUCCGCCAAGUCGAGCAUCGCGUCGCUGUCGUCGCUGUAUUCGGCGCGGUCGUCCUGCGUGUCGCUGGCGGCGACGCUGUCUGAGCAGGACGACGACGACACGCGGCUCGUGCGCCGGCUGCUGCUGCGCAAGAUCGAUGCGGGCGUCGCUGGCGCCCAGGACGAUCUCGAAAAGGGGGUCGAGUGGCUCCGCGUUGUAAAGGCUGCCGUGCGCGGCACCAAAAGAAGGGCCUGCGUCGUCUGAUUGAAGCUGGAUUGCACCAGGGACCUUCAAACAUUGUGUCUGUAAUCUUAUACCGUACUAUAGUUGUUGUA
Mycena citricolor is the source of this 2715-nucleotide messenger RNA. The record is from the annotation of a GenBank genome assembly. NCBI's taxonomy places the organism in Eukaryota, Fungi, Basidiomycota, Agaricomycetes, Agaricales, Mycenaceae.